UCCUACACUCAUCCGAAGCAGGAGGAAGGAGACGACAUAGGCCUUUUCUUUUGGCUAAAUAUCAGACCUUCUGUUUCACUUGUAAAAAACCUGAACAUUUGUUUCAUACAGUUUUAAGAUUUGUUUUUCCAACUACUCUUCAACAUGCCAAGAGGCGGAAAAAAGGGUCACAAGGGUCGGGGCAAGCAGUUCAGCAACCCCGAGGAGAUCGACCGACAGAUGAAGGCACAGAGAGAGUUGGAGGCAAACGGUGGUGUAGAAAAAGAAAGCUCAGGAUCUGAAGAUGAAAGUAGCAGUGAUGAGGACUGUGAAAACAAGAAGAAAAGUGGGGUGGAGGGGCUAAUUGAGAUUGAAAAUCCCAACCGUGUGUCCCAGAAGAAUAAGAAGGUUACAGAACUUGACGUCAAUGCACCCAAAGAGCUCUCUCGCAGAGAGAGAGAGGAGAUUGAGAAGCAGAAGGCUAAGGAGCGCUACAUGAAGCUCCACUUAGAGGGGAAGACGGACCAGGCGCGGGCUGAUCUGGCCAGGCUGGCCAUAAUCAAGAAGCAGAGAGAGGAUGCAGCCAAAAAGAGAGAUGAUCUCAAGAAAGAUAAAGAUGAGGAGUCCAAGUCAAAACGCUAGUCCUCCCUACCUUGGAGCACUGGUCCUAGGACUCAUUCUGUUGAAGGGGGGGUGGGGGGGGUGGGGGGUGAAGAGGGAGUACUGGGGGGUGGGGAACUAAACAAGGGGUUACAGCUCAGGGGUUCUCCUGGGCUUAUCCUUCAUCCUAGAUGGAGGGAUAGGGGUGGACCAGGUAUCUGGAAGGAGGCAGAGCAGGGAGUUGAGGGAAAUGGGGAGGAGGAGGCUCUCCUGGGGCACUUCUUUCCUUGGAACCCAGUGGAAUCCCAGUCCCAGGUGGUAAGAGUUCUCCCUCCUCACUCCUUCCCUACACUCUUAAUGUUCUAAAUUCUAAAGCUGCUGGAGUUUUCAUUCUUUUGAUUUAUAUACAUUUUAACACAGUUUACUUCAGAAUAGCAGGGGAUUUGAAUGCGACAACACACAAGAAGGAAAUGGUUGGUAUGCCAUUCCUACCAUUCAACCUGUUUAUUUUUUUAAAUAAGGUGAAUUGGGAAGUGUGGGAUAGAGGAAGGAACACUAAGAUCUACAUUAUACAGGAAAUCGACCUACUAAUUGUUUUUCUGUCAGGGUUUCGCCCUCUACCAGCUGUGUCUUCAUUGCAAUCAGAAAGUUCAUAGGCCUUUGGCUCCACACGGCAGUCAUGUAGAAAGAGUCUGUGUUUGUGGCACCAGUCAGCUUUGGUUUUCAACCUUUAACAUAUGAUUCUGUUGUUUACUCAUUGGACUGAGCCUUCUGGUUCUUACAAUUUGUAAUUGGCUGUCAAAUGUUCCAACUUUUCAUAAUUGUAGUCAGUGGGUCUACCCUGAUCAUGCAAGAACCACAGAAAAGAAGAGGCUAAUGCAUGACUGGGCCCUCCAUCUCUUACUCUUUCCUAUGGGGUCAUUAGUUACUCUUGAUAAGGGACCAUUUUUGUGUGGCCUUUUGAUAGUUUACUUACUUGCCAACUUACUGUCAGUAUGUCUCUGGUUGUCAUGACCAAGCUGUAGCUGCUGAGUGAUGGUGGAGCCUGAAAUGCCUUGAACAGGAAAGCAAUAUUCUUCCCAGGCCUGAAUUAAUUAAUUGGCCUGAAGCCAUAUAUGGGACCGGUGGAAUCCAUUUUGGGCAGGUCUUUGGUUGGUAUUUGGAAGGAUUUAAAAUUCUAUUUGACCCAGGUCUGAUUCUUUUUAAUGGUAGUAGUCGAAAUAUUCUCAUUUACUCUGACAACAUACAGUAUAAAUAAUAGAAGUGUUUUAAUGGGUAUAAAGAAAUUCUCCAGGAAUGAAAGGAUUGGUCUACAUAAUUUGAUUUGUUUGUAUUUGAAUUCAUUUGUUGUAUAGAAAUAAAUACAUUGAUAAACAAACGCA
Molecule: messenger RNA, 1961 nt
Organism: Osmerus eperlanus (European smelt)
Lineage: Eukaryota; Metazoa; Chordata; Actinopteri; Osmeriformes; Osmeridae
Gene: pdap1a
Product: pdgfa associated protein 1a
Exons: 6
Coding region: 145-621 (158 amino acids)
Cellular component (GO): cytosol
Molecular function (GO): RNA binding
Source: RefSeq, a predicted model, not a curated record